AUGGACAUCAAGAACAGUGAGGGUGGUGGGGCGCAUACUAUUUGGGAGGAACGGGGGAGUGAGGAAGUUUGCGGGGAGUGGCUGGCCCACUCACCACGACCAGCAGCAACACGACACGACACAAUACAACGAGCAGAUUCGCAUGUCGUGCUAUUAUACGUGCGACACAAGAACCCCCGCCGCCCGACCGCGCCACCAAGUUCGAGCCAACAACAGGCAACAAACACCAUGUACAUAUCGCCAUUAGAGCAAGAGCUAUGUCGGAAUCUGCGAGAACUGCCACGACGCCACAACUACCGUUUCGACAAGGCCGCUGAUGCAGAGCUGCGGCGGAUUCUCUUUGCGUCCUUGGCCAACCGCGGCGAGUACCUGGCCCUCUUCUUCCCCCACGGCCCACCGCCAGCCGAGUCUGAGAAGCCGUGGAGCCUGCGCGAUGCCCAGGGUGCUGUCGAAGGCGCCGAAUACACGGCGGCGGCGCGAGGAAAGCCGUGCGGACACAUCUUCAAGAACGGGGAGGCGACGUAUCGCUGCAAGACGUGCACGACCGACGAUACGUGCGUGCUCUGCGCCCGUUGUUUCGAUGCAUCAGACCACGAAGGCCACCAGGUCUUUGUCAGUGUCUCCCCCGGCAACUCGGGCUGCUGUGACUGCGGCGACGAUGAGGCCUGGAUCCGCCCGCUGCACUGCAACAUCCACUCGGCCGACCCCGACCCCGACUCCGACCCCGCGUCCAAGGCAGCUGGCAAGGCGCGUGCGGGCUCGAUGUUGCCAGAUGCGCUGCUGGAGAGCAUGCGGACGACGAUUGCACGGGCCCUGGAUUACCUCAUCGACGUCUUCUCAUGCUCGCCUGAGCAGCUGAGACUGCCCAAGACGGAAGAGUCAAUUCUGCAGGACGAGCGUGCCUCACGCCUCACAUCGCGAUGGUACGACCCGGGAGACCAGCCGGAUGAGUGCCGGGACUUCUGCCUCGUGCUGUGGAACGACGAAAAGCACACCGUCAAUGAUGUCAGAGACCAGGUUGCCCGUGCAUGCAAGCAGAAGAAAGCAUUCGGCCUCGCCAAAGCCUACCAAGUCAACGACGUGGGCCGCAGUGCCAUUGUCUACCGAACGGACCUCAAAGAGCUACUGCGCAUGGCUAAGAUCAUCGAAGAAAUCAAGCUGACCGUCACCAUUCGCUCUGCUCGAGACACGUUUCGCGAGCAGAUGGGUGAAGCCAUAGUUGAGUGGAUUGCAGACAUUGCUGCCUGUAGCGUGGGCGAGGACAAUCAUGUUUUGCGACGCACCAUCUGCGAAGAGCUCCUCAAGCCAUGGCGCGUGGGCAGCGAGGCAGCCAACCAAAUCAUUGGCAAAACCGGUCUCGAUGAUCAUGAAAUGGAGGACAGAGACGCCGAGCUGGAGAUGCUCCAGGGCUUCCAGCACCAGGCCCAGCUGGUAAGGCUGCAACGUCGCUGGACGGCUGCGGCAAAUGAUGACACCACUGCAUCUGAUGAUGACGAGGAGGAGGGUGAGGGGGCAGCUACAACGGGAGAUGACAUGGACAUUGACCAAGUCGGAGCACGAGACAAUGAUGGAGAUGUCGAGAUGGAAGCGUACGAGAGUGCCGAUGAAGCGCUCGAAGUAUCCGAGGCAACCCUGGCUGGUUAUCCUCCUCCACCACCGCCGCCGCCGCCAGUAGUGCCUCCGCAACGCAAUCAGCAAGAGCAUAGUGUCACGCCCGCCGAGUCAGAUAGCGAGCCCACGGUCGGAGCACCGUCGCUCAGUCAUGUAGAACCCUUGAUACCUGUCCCAGAGACCCCUCAGACACGAUCGUUACCACUAAGACAUUCUCGUCCCCCCAGAUAUUGGCUAGAGAAACCAGAAGGCUACGGCAAGAAGCCUGGCAUUCCUCCCCAUGAAGAUCUGUGGCAGCGUCUUCGCCUGGAUCAUUUGAUAUUGUACGACCUGCGCAUGUGGAAGCAGCUGCGCGUUCGUUUGCGUGACGUCUUCAUCAGCACAGUAGUCACGAUACCCCAGUUCAAGCGUUUAUUGGGCUUGCGCUUCGCUGGCGUCUACACUGCUCUCGCUCAAUUAUAUCUCAUUGCAGAUCGUGAGCCUGACCACUCGAUUAUCAACCUAUCUCUCCAGAUGCUCACAACGCCAUCAAUAAGCUCCGAGAUUGUCGAGCGCGGCAAUUUCCUCACCAACUUAAUGGCCAUCCUCUAUACAUUCCUAACUACCCGUCAAGUUGGCUAUCCAUCCAAUGUUGAUCCCAGAGCCACUCUGGCGUUUGAACAGGGUGCUGUCACUAAUCGUAGAAUGUACCAUUUCUUCAUGGAUAUGAAGUACCUUCUAGGUUCUGAUUUUGUUCAGGAGCGUAUCCGCGAGGAGGAACGUUACUUGCUGCAGUUUUUGGAUCUGGUGAAGCUACAUCAAGGCAUAUGUCCCAACGUUCGUGCCGUUGGAGAGCACAUCGAAUUCGAGUCGGAAGCGUGGAUCAGCGCAUCCUUAAUUACACGGGAGAUUAAUAAGCUCUGUCGACAUUUUGCAGAAUCAUUCACUUGGAAGCGGGACGAGGAUCCUACAAACAUACGUCGUGCUAUACGUGCAGCCGCCAAGGUGGUCAUUGUCAACUCCUUGGGUGCUGAGAGAAAGCGCUUCGAUCAGACCGAGUUGAAAGAGAUGACGAGAUUCAAAACACUGCCCGUGUUCGAGUUCGAUGCCGAGCCGUCUACAUUCCAGGGGCCGUCUUACAAAAUCGUUGACUACAUGAUCGCAAAGGAGCCUAUGAGCUUCCAUCACGCUCUCCACUACACAGUAUCUUGGCUCAUCGAUCGAGCACGGGAUAUGCCUCGCGAAGUACUCUUGCAGUUGCUCUUGUUCACUCACGACGAGCUGCAGAUGGACCACAGUCCAACGCUAGUGCCGGUACCGCUUUAUGAUCCUGAAGAGUACCUGCUCGCAAUGUUUGACUUUCCGCUCCGAGUCUGUGCGUGGCUAUCGCAAAUGCGUGCAGGCAUCUGGGUGAGGAACGGGAUCACGCUUCGACACCAGAUGACGCAGUACCGCAGUGUAGGACAACGAGACGUCGCUCACCAGAGAGACCUCUUCCUUCUGCAAUCUGCGCUUGUAUUGUGCAACCCUUCUGUCUUCCUCGCAACCAUGAUAGAUCGCUUUGGUUUGAUGGGUUGGAUGACAGGCAAAUACGAAGCUAGCCACCAUGGCUUCGAGGAUACACAAGCCAUAGAUGUGGUUGAGGACUUUGUCCACCUUCUCAUAACAAUACUUAGCGAGAGAAUAUCUCUAGUCGCGACAGAGGAGAAUUCCGAAUCACAUCUAGCGGCCAUGCGCAGGGACAUUGCUCACAUUCUGUGUUUCAAGCCACUGUCCUACUCAGACAUGACUGCACGCCUCUCAGACCGUAUACAGAACAUGGACGAGUUCCCAGCUGUUCUUUCGGAGAUGACCAGUUUUCGAGCACCCGAGGGCCUCUCUGACAGCGGGACCUUUGAACUCAAGGAAGAAUACCUGGACCUAGUCGAUCCGUAUCUGCACCAAUACAACCGUAAUCAGAGGGAGGAGGCAGAGAACACGUACAAGGCCUAUAUGGCCAAGAAGACUGGGAAACCAGUAAGCGACAUUAUCUAUGAGCCGAAGUUGCGACCGAUCCACUCUGGACUGUUUCAAAAUCUCUCCGACUUUACGCGGACACCACUGUUUACGCAAAUUAUCUAUUACCUGCUGGCGUAUGGGUUAAAAGCAGACACAGCCACGCCUAAUAUCCCUGUUACGCGUGUAGAGGCAUACAUACAGUUUGUUCUCCAACUUGUAUUGGUAGCUGUGCUCGAGGACAAGUCCGAAGAGCACGAGUGGUCGCAACCUGUCCCCGACUCUUUCGUCACUUCAGUGUUGACCAGGGAGGCAAAGACAGGCAUCCGUGACCACCUCACCGUACUUUCCCUCCUCAAAGCUCUUCAGGAAAGAGAAGACCUCAAAGCUUGUGAACCAAAGAUCAACCUAAUUCUCCACCGACUAAAACAGCGACAACAGAAUACUUUCAUCAUCGCAGCUGCAGCACUCAACAUUCCCACUGAUGGGAUGGACACCGCCUCUCCAGCAUGUUUCACAACUCAGGAUAAAGAAGAGAAGAAGAAGCAAGCCCUAGACCGACAAGCCAAAGUCAUGGCAGCCUUCAAAGAGCAACAGGGCAAGUUUUUGGCCAAUCAAGAAUUCGAUUGGGGCGAAGACGACUUCAGCGACUUGGAAGACGAAACGGGCGGUCUUGUGGAGCAGGAGAAGACCUUGAAGUAUCCGUCUGGUACCUGUAUCUUGUGUCAGGAAGAUUGUAACGAUCAGCGGCUCUACGGCUCUUUCGGCUAUGUUUACAAGAGCAGGAUACUCCGUCAGACUGAUGUACAAGAUGAUGACUGGGUUGAUGAGGUCGUUCACACUCCUGUCAGUCUUGAUCGAUCUACGGACCAUGUCCGACCAUUUGGUGUAUCCGGCAAAAAUCGACAUACUAUCACAAAGGUCACGGCAGGUGGUGAGCGUACUACGAUCGAACGACAAGAUUUGGGUAAGGGGUUCCCUCCUACCAAAGUCCAGCCCGGCCCGGUCACUACAGGUUGCGGACAUAUCAUGCACUUUGGCUGCUUCGAGGUCUAUCUACAGGCGACACAGCGCCGCCAUGUCAGUCAAAUCGCAAGAAAUCAUCCGGAACGUCCUGAACUCAAGGAGUUCAUGUGCCCUCUUUGCAAGGCUCUAGGAAAUCUGUUUCUGCCUAUCAUUUGGAAGCCCAAAAAGGUGUCCAGUACAGGCGUUUUGGAAACCCAUGUAUCCUUCGACGACUGGAUCAGGACCGACCUCGUCACGACGUGUAAAAGUGUGGAGAAGAGUACAGGAAAGGUGCUGGUAGAUCUUUCGCAAAAUCAAAAGGCGCUUUACGAGUUUGCAGAGCACGAGUUCAUCCAACCUGUGGCCAGUCGUCUUUCAGACCUUCUCAAGCCACCACCGCCACCAACGCCCGCCUCGAUGCAAGCACACUCAUACUUACCAGCCUUCCUGAAUCUGCAGACCGCUGACACGAUCGAAACUGUAAUACAUGCUGGCGAGACCAGCCCAGCUCCAAUACAGACAAAUCCCAUGAUAGAGCUUACCGUCAUAUAUCGACGGAUCAAGGAAACCUUGCGCGCAAACGGCAUACCUUCAGGUUUUACAUAUCCAUACGCCUCCGCACCUCCCACGGACGAUUUGACGCACACUGAUACUCUUGCUCGAGCUUUGGGCUACUCGAUCGCAGCUGUAGAGAUUGCGCAGCGAGGUGUACAGUCAGAGUCUAUGAGAGGUACCUUGAUUGACAGAAUCUCGCCACAGACGAUUACGCAUCUCCGGGUUUUUUCCGCGACAGUGUCGUCAUAUAUCACCAUUGGAAGUCUCAGGGGACAGAAUCCAAGCAAAACACUCGAAGAGUUUACAGAGAUGCAACGUCGGCAAAUCCGCCAACUAUUCGUUGGCCAUCCUGGUGUAUUCGAUCCAGAAGUGCUCCCCUUUGACCUGAAAGGUAUCACGCCUCUCUUGUGCCAGGAUCCCUUCAUCUUCCUCUCCGAAUGUGCAGUUUGUGUAGUUCCCGCGACCAACAUUGACAUCCAUCACGUCCUCCGACUAUGCUACCUAGCAGAGAUUGUCCGCGUAGUCUCCACCUUCUGUAUGGCUGGGCAAGACCAAUCUACAAGCGAUGCAGAGACCAGCACGAAAGCCCGAUUUCCGGAAGUCUCGCGUUUUGUCAACACCGACAAGGUCAAGAACGAUCUCUUCCUCCCCGAGCAACUCGCCGACUUUUUAUUCUUCAUUGGCGUCGUCUUCGACAGUGCGAACAUGCGCAAUAGCUGCCCCUCCCCAGAUGAUCCAAAGUACAAGCUCGAAUGCGUGCGGGAUCCAAAUUUCCUCUACGCCAUAUACACGAUGGUGUCCACCUACGCGCUACCUUUUGUGCGUAAAGCAGCCAUACUCAUGCACGUCCGUUAUGGCAUCGAAUUACCCAGCAUUGCCUCUGAGCGCGUCGAUGAAGCAGAGCUCCAGCGCCUCUCCUAUCUUUUAAAGCUUCCCUCGCUCCACGAGAUCUUUGCGUCUUUUGCUUCGCGCUCGCCAGCAGGAUAUACGACACGUUUUGUGGUCGAAGGCUGGAUCCGCCAUUUACGCUGGGUGCAAACGGGAAAUGUGCCCCUUCGACCGACCGUCUCGCUCUCGCAUCCGGCCAUCUUCGAACUCGUGGGUCUGCCGCGGAACUUUGAUACCCUGACCGACGAGGCGAUUCGGAGACGCUGUCCGACGACGGGCAAGGAGAUUACCGAUCCCGCGCUUUGCCUGUUUUGCGGCAUCAUUGUUUGUAGCCAGGCUGUGUGUUGUAUGAAGGAAGGCCAUUUGGGUGGUUGUACGCAGCAUUUGGCAAAAUGCGGCGGCACCAUCGGCAUCUUCAUCCACAUUCGCAAAUGCAUGGUCCUCUUCCUUAACAUGGACCACGGUACCUGGGCCGUCGCCCCCUAUCUCGACAAGCACGGCGAAGUCGACCCGGCCCUGCGCCGCCACCACCAGCUGUUUUUGAACCAGAAGCGCUAUGAUGCGUUGUUGCGCAAGGUCUGGCUCGACCAUGGCAUUCAGAGUUUGAUUGCUAGGAGGCUCGAGGGGGAUGUGAAUAAUGGGGGUUGGGAGAGUCUGUGA
Plenodomus lingam JN3 is the source of this 6693-nucleotide messenger RNA. Lineage: Eukaryota; Fungi; Ascomycota; Dothideomycetes; Pleosporales; Leptosphaeriaceae. The record is from RefSeq and is a predicted model, not a curated record.